CCUGCCCUCCCCCUACUGGGAAGAAGGAGUGGUGAGCCAUGCCGAAUGUUGAAUGAACUCUCCCCUUUCUUUUCAAUUAGCGUAUCUCACUGUCUCUUCAGUGGAUCCUCGGAGGGGGAUGAGAUUAGAUACGUGUUCUUGGAGGUGUCUUCUAUUGAUGCAGACCAUUCGAAAGGAAGCCAUUUGGAUUGACCGUCUUUAUAAUGGAAAGUAGCGUUACGGAAAAAAAUAUUCAGAAAAUAAUAAGAGAUUUAAUUACUUCUUAAAAGACACUUUAACGAUGACAUGUCAUUCACGCACACUACGCUUGCACUUGGCAUUGGCUGAAGUCUGAACAUUUGUUUGCUAACUUGCAGACGGUCAAUAAAGUAGCCUACGUAGCAUAGACAGGAUUUAAUAUCAAAUCAGUUUUAGAGUGUAACAUUUUCUUUUCUAAUAAGAACGUGUAAUUAGGCCUACAAGUGUUAAUGGACUGGAGAAAGCUGUAUUGGCUACUCACAUUUUGGUGGAUAAGCAAAAACAAGACUUCACAAUGAAUCGCGUUUUCUGGGACACGAUCUUUCUCAUUACUGGGUCCUUCUUUACCUAUGGUACGGGACAGGGUAAUUCUACCAUUGGUUCUACUACUUCAGCUACUACCACCACAACAACCGCUGCCACCUCUUCCACCACUAUUUCUACCACUCCCAUUACUACUACAAUUCCAGUGAAAAAGUUUGUGGCAGCAGCCGUUCGCUCUCAUUUUGAUGAUUGUCCGGACUCGCACACCCAUUUCUGCUUCCAUGGGAUCUGUCGUUUCCUGAUAGUGGAGGAGACUCCUGCAUGUGUGUGUCACCCUGGUUUCGUUGGGAUGAGGUGUGAACAUGCCGACCUGCUGGCUGUGGUCGCAACCAAUCACAGGCAACAGACAGUCGCCACAGUGCUAGUACUAUGUGUGAUUGGUAGUGUCAUGAUGAUGCUGCUCUGCACUCUUUUACAUUGCUGGUGGAGGCGUGAAAGUCAUAGGCGGACCCAGGCCUUCUACUGUGUCCCAGAAAAACCUGGAAGUAGGCUGACAGGGAAAGCAUCCUGCUGUCAAACUGAAAGUGCAGUGUCAUGCUAUGGAUCAAUCCGAUGGUUAUGCAAAUCUAAGACAAAUAUUUCCAUACUUGCCUCUUACCCUUCAUUGGUUUAAGAGGAUCAAUCUUCUAGAUUUUACCCAAUGAAAUUCCACAUCCUGGGAUCUCUACAGACUGGAACCAAGAUGGUUGACUGACAGCUGGAUCAUUUAAGAUGUGAGGGAGAGAGAAAUCGACUCACCUCUUUCAACAUCAAACUACGGGCUAUCCAUCAGAUUUAGGAAUUGACCCGGCUCACCUAGAGAGAAUUGAAAGGAGGAAUAUGAGGAGUUAGCUCCAGCACUGUGUCAUUAUGAGGACAUGGCCAGGAGGGCUGAUUCUGGACAUGACAGAGACCACCUUUUCAGAAGAAGUUUUGCAUCCAAAGACGAUGUGGAACAACAAAAUGCAUAAUCUCAGACGGACAUCCUGUGUGAUAUACUUCAAGUAAGAGGACCUCAAAUACUCCCCAUUUUUGUCUUUUUAACAAACACCAUAUAAAUUAUGCAAUCACUGAGAUACUUUUUUAUUAAAGAAUGGAGGGAAAAUGUGUUCUUUAAAGAAGUUUUAGUUAUUUUUUAAGCAAGGGAUAUAAACUCACUUCACCUUACAAAAAUGGGGAAUUCUUAUUUGUAGGUAUUCUUAGACUAAGGGAGAGUAAGAGAGUAAGGAUCUACUGACUGAAUCAAUUUUGAAUAUGGGAAUAAAAGGUCUGACAAAUAUGCCUCGCAAAUAUUGCCAAUGUCUUUCUUGUUGUACAAAGUAAUAUCCCUAAUACACCACUUUCUCUAGUAUAUUUAGUACUAAAUUAACGUAUUUUAUAUUGCUUUUGUUAAAUCAGUGAAGAGAAACAAGGGGCUGUACUUCUUGGAGAAGAGGUCUUUAGUUAUUGUAAAGGUGUUGAAUGACUCCAGCGCUGCUACUAACCUCUGAUGUUAGUGUUUUUUUUUUAUUUUAUUACAAUUUCUGCACAAAAUAUGAACAACAAUUCAGAAUGCCUCUGAGGUUUAGAACCAGUAAAUUACUUUUUACUAUUUAUUGUGUGUCCUUACAAUUUCAUGUUACCAGGCACAUGUUGCAAAAGCGUGAGUAUCUGGCAACAGAAAACCUAUUGCUGUGCUUACUUCAAUGUAUGGAAUUUGUCAAAGCUCACUUGCUCUUUAAGCUUAAUCACAAAAUUGUGCACUUAUGGUUUAGAGGUAUAACUUUUCUUUAGAGAUAUUAGAAAUGGGUUCACGUGCAAGUAAUGCCAAAUGCACCUUAUGGACCACUUGUGCGUGUAUGCACAGAAGUUACUAGGUGUUGAUUUAAUGCCGUCAUGGAAGACACCACCACUCUAUGCUUUGAGAAGUCAUACUUUUCACAAAGGCAAACAAGCCUGGCUUUUUGGAAAGUAUUCAAGGACCAAAUGUGUUGUAGUAAGUGUAGAAAUAGGUUAUGGGUAAAAACAAAAUUGUGGCUGUUGAUCUGAGUGGAGUAAACAUGCAAAAAGGUCUGCAUUCUAGAAAGUAAUUUAGAUUGAUUUAGAUUUAAUUGAUAGAAGGGAGAGACAUGCCAAUAUUUUUUUCUUUCUGUCUUUGAUUCUGGGGUUUUGAAUGUGUUUGCUUUUGAAGUAGAUACGAUUGAUACUUUCUGAAUAAAAAAUAAAAAAUGGUGAAUAGAUGUACGUGAAUGAAAGUGUGAGUGUGUGUAUAAGUGCAGUCUUGUUGCGUUGUGAACAUGUUUUCAUUGUUGUUUACAUACCAAAACACAAUACUUGUUUCCUAAGGAGAUACAGUAUAUAUGCAUGUUUUUUUGUUCCCUGUUAAUAUCUGAAUAGAGAAUGGAAAUUAGCAUCAUAGUUAAUAGUUAGCAUGAAAAUGUACACUGAAUAAUGUCAAAUAUAUAAGUAAACUUGUAUAUAAACCCUUAUCCUGAUAUUAUGUUCUGUAUAAAAUAAGGACCAUGGAUAUGUUUAGUUAUGUCAGUAUGUGUUACAAUCUGCAGUGUUACUUCUGUGAUUAAGUCUUUGGUUGAAACAUCACCAACAGAAUAACUGCCAGAUAACUAACCACUUCAAUGUUGUACUGUUAUUGACCUUUCUGUUUUCAAUGUAAAAAAAUAUAAUAAUGAAAAAAAUAUAUACAUUCUAAUCUGCAAACAUUUGUCUUGGUGCUGUAUGUCACUCACAUUCCAUGUAACCCUAUAGCAUUACACAGUCUGACCCAGGUUGGAUCCUUCACUUGACUCUAUCUUUGGAGAUGCGCCAUUUCAGAAGGUGCAAUUCAUUGCGUGCUUUCUCUCUUCACUUUUACAGGUCUUUAUUCC
Molecule: messenger RNA, 3404 nt
Organism: Osmerus eperlanus (European smelt)
Lineage: Eukaryota; Metazoa; Chordata; Actinopteri; Osmeriformes; Osmeridae
Gene: tgfa
Product: transforming growth factor, alpha
Exons: 7
Coding region: 533-1174 (213 amino acids)
Biological process (GO): positive regulation of cell population proliferation; epidermal growth factor receptor signaling pathway; positive regulation of mitotic nuclear division
Molecular function (GO): growth factor activity; epidermal growth factor receptor binding
Source: RefSeq, a predicted model, not a curated record